AACCGAAUUACCGCAUAUAUUCUAAGAUUUUGCCACAAUGCUCGCACUAAGUUGAUCUCGGACCGGUUAUUAAAUUCACUAAGUGUAACUGAAAUAUCCAAUGCCACCACAGUGUUGCUGCGAAAAAUGCAGUCCAUCUCAUUUGCACCAGAAAUUGCCGAGCUUAAGUCCAGUAGGCCUGUUGGACGUUGUAGUGCGUUGCGUACACUGAACCCAUUUAUUGACCAGGAUGGUCUAGUGCGAGUUGGAGGCAGACUCAUCAACGCUGACAUUGCAUACACCAGCAAAUGCCCAAUUGUACUACCAGCAAAAGGUACAAUCACAAGACUUAUCUUUGAAUACGAACACAAGCGUUUAAUUCAUAUUGGCCCUCGAGGAUUGCUGGCAAACAUUCACCUUCGUUACUGGCCAAUUCGAGGUCGAGCUAUUGCGAGUCAGACCGUCCGGCGCUGCAUAAUUUGUUUUCGUUCCAGUCCAUCCCUGACUGUUCCAUUCAUGGCACCACUUCCACCUGAAAGAGUCAAUGUCGAGCGUCCCUUUGCCAGAACCGGCGUCGAUUUUUGUGGACCAAUCAUGAUCCGAAGUGGCAUACGUAGAGUGGUCAGCAUCAAAUGUUAUGUUGCGGUAUUUGUCUGUUUUGUAACUCGUGCUAUCCACUUAGAGCUUGUUAGCGGACUUACUACUGAAGCCUUCCUAGCAUCUCUCAUGCGUUUCCUGUCUCGUCGUGGCCUUUGUAGUCACAUCUAUAGCGAUAAUGGCACAAACUUCAUAGGAGCCAAUAAGGUCUUACAUUCGUAUUUUGCACCAGUCAAGGGACAACGCACAGUUGAAGACUCUCUUUCCGAUUUAAAGAUUCAGUGGCACUUCAUACCCCCCUCCGCUCCUCACUUUGGUGGUCUAUGGGAGGCAGCUGUGAAAUCAGCGAAAAGGCAUUUAUUGAAGGUAAUUUCAAUGGGCCUUCUCACGUACGAGGAAAUGCACACCUUGCUUUGUCGAAUAGAGGCCAUAUUGAAUUCUCGCCCAAUAUCACCGAUGUCCGAUGAUCCAUCCGAUCUUAAUCCUUUAACCCCGGCUCACUUUUUAAUAGGAGGAAGUCUAACGCAACCAGCUGAACCUGAAAAUACUGGAAUUCCACUUAAUCGAGUGAAAAGGUGGGAGCUGGUGAAGUUGCAAUCACAAACUUUUUGGAAAAGGUGGAGCACGGAGUAUCUUCCACAACUUCACAAAAGAGGAAAUGGUUAUCAAAGAAGGACACUAUUAGAGUCGGUUCAUUGGCCAUUUUAAGGGAAGACAACCUACCGCCACUCCAGUGGAAAAUGGUUAGGAUCACCAAAGUUCAUCCUGGACCUGAUGGCAUCAUUCGCGUGGUAACUGUCACUAACUCGGCUGGGAGGGAGUUCCAGCGUCCAGCAGUAAAAAUUGCAGUGCUGCCCAGCAAUCAAGAGGAAGAGGAUGCAGCGUAACAACUCUUCACUCAUUGACCUUUAAAAAUGUAUUGUUUUACAAGCAUUCUACUGCUUAUUCUAUUGUUAUUAUUAUUCACUCCAGCAGUUAUUUUAUGCAACUGAUCAACAUUAUGUUUACUUAAAUUCUGUUCUUUAUAUUCCGUGUGUUAUAUCUACUUUUGAAAGGUCUGAGUCCUUUCAAAGGGGGAGAAUGUUCGCGCCAAUAUGGCAAUUCAAAUUAAUUGUAUUUGUUUUAUAUUAUGUUCCUGUGUUCCGUGGUGGUUCUUAUCACGCGUCACUGCCGCGCGGUCGACAGUGGCGUCAGCUGUUGUGUGCUGACCGCCCAGUGCGUGUGUAAGACCACCACGUUAUCAAUGUUUUGGUGUUUUCAAGUGAUUACAAAAAGCCGUUCUACUAAAAUCUCAUUUCAAAGUUGUGUGUCACCUAAAGUUCUGGUUUUUUUUUAUACUUUUGUUUUGUUGUACAGGUGACACUGUUAUUCCGUGUUGCAAUGUGUUAGUGUGUUACCGUUAAAAUCGGCCAUUCCUUUAAUUUUAUCGUUCUCUUCUUUUGCGGCUGUUGCCCAGGACGGUUGUCUCCAAUCGUCUUUUCAUGUUUUCAACUACAUUUGUCUGCUGCUAAAACCACAUUGUUAUUGUAUUGUGUUGUGAUUUGACUCUGGUGAGUAUCGUUCGCGCAACCUUUGUUGCCCUUCAUUUAAUUGUUUUCCUAUUUCUAGGGUGUCAUUCUCAUCAGCGUCACUGUGAAUAGUGUGGUUUUGUGUUUUGUUCUGUACGCAGCGGCAAUCAUUGUAUUCUGUGAGUUCUUCGUUGUGGUACAGCUAAGUGGUCGCACGUGUGCGGGUUGUAAUUAUAUUGUUCCUAUCUACGCCCCCGGCAUGGCUCGCGUGGGAUGAAAUCCACCACUUAGCUUACCAUAGGUGACACUGUUAUCCCGUGUUGCAAUGUGUUAGUGUGUUACCGUUAAAAUCGGCCAUUCCUUUAAUUUUAUCGUUCUCUUCUUUUGCGGCUGUUGCCCAGGACGGUUGUCUCCAAUCGUCUUUUCAUGUUUUCAACUACGUUUGCCUGCUGCUAAAACCACAUUGUUAUUGUAUUGUGUUGUGAUUUGACUCUGGUGAGUAUCGUUCGCGCAACCUUUGUUGCCCUUCAUUUAAUUGUUUUCCUAUUUCUAGGGUGUCAUUCUCAUCAGCGUCACUGUGAAUAGUGUGGUUUUGUGUUUUGUUCUGUACGCAGCGGCAAUCAUUGUAUUCUGUGAGUUCUUCGUUGUGGUACAGCUAAGUGGUCGCACGUGUGCGGGUUGUAAUUAUAUUGUUCCUAUCUACGCCCCCGGCAUGGCUCGCGUGGGAUGAAAUCCACCACUUAGCUUACCAUAGGUGAGUUGUGUUUUGUGUAUUAAGGCCGACGGGUCUAUAUACUUUUUUAAGGUAAAAUAAUUGACUAUUGUAAAAUACUAUUGUAAAAUAAAUAACAAUGCCAACACAA
Acyrthosiphon pisum (pea aphid) is the source of this 2947-nucleotide messenger RNA. RefSeq lists its product as uncharacterized. The record is from RefSeq and is a predicted model, not a curated record. Lineage: Eukaryota; Metazoa; Arthropoda; Insecta; Hemiptera; Aphididae. Gene Ontology annotation, molecular function: nucleic acid binding. The transcript has 2 exons. Gene Ontology annotation, biological process: DNA integration. The coding region runs from base 127 to 1284 and encodes 385 amino acids.